GUUUGCACCUCUGCCUGAUUCUUCGGGUGUGUACUUCCCGGUGCUUAGCGUCCGCUCUUAUCAGCUUUCCCAACUUCUCUUUCUUCCUUCUUCCAACCUACACCCUCAGUCCUUUCAUCAUGGCGGACUACGACAACGAUUCCAGUCGCUACGCUGACGAGCCUCGCUAUGAUCGUGAGCGCAGCGCCUCUCCUCGCGAUGAGCCUCGAGCCGACCGCGACCGUGCUCGCAGCCGCUCCCCCAAUGGCCGCUCUGAUGACAGAGCUCCUCUGGCUCGCAAGCCUCUCGAGGAAGAUGAUGAAGGCGCCAUCAACUCUGGCUCUAACCUUUUUGUUACUGGUAUUCACCCGCGCCUGACCGAGUCCGAUAUUUCGCGUCUGUUCGAAAAGUACGGCGAUGUUGAUAACUGCUCUAUCAUGCUGGACCCCCACACCAAGGAGUCCCGUGGAUUCGGUUUUGUGAACAUGGUCACUGCCGAGCAGGCUGAUGCCGCCAAGGAGGGUCUCCAGGGUGAGGUCAUCGAAGGUCGCACCCUGAGUAUCGAGAAGGCUCGUCGUGCCCGUCCUCGUACCCCUACUCCCGGAAAGUACUUUGGUCCUCCCAAGCGUGAUGGCCCUGGUGGACCCCCUGGUGGUCCUGGUGGUCGGGGAGGUGGUCCUCGCCGUGACCGUUACGAUGACCGUCGUGGCCCCUCCGGUGGCGGCUGGCGUCGUCGCGACGAUGACUACUCCCGCUACGGUCGCUAUGACUCUUACAAUGAUCGCCGUGAUUAUGGCCGUGACUACGGACGUGACUAUGGCCGCCGUGACUACGGUGGUGGUGGUGGCGGUGGUGGCCGUGACUAUGGCGGUCGCCGUGAAUCGCGCGAUGACUACGGAUACCGUGGAGGCGGUGACCGCUACGGUGGUGGCCGUGAUGACCGUUACAGCCGUGAUGACCGCCGUGGAGGUGGUGAUGAUUCUCGCGGCGGCGGCGGUGGUUACUACGAUCGCGACGCCAACCCUCCUAGCUUCGAUGCUGCCGGCCCUCCCCGUGAGGCUCGCGACCCCUAUGCUGGUGGUGGUGGACGUUCCUACGAAGGGCAAGCACGCAGCAGCACUGGCGGUGCUCCUGGCGCCGGCGGUGGCGGCGAGGAUCGGUACGCUGGUAGGUAA
This is a messenger RNA of Penicillium verrucosum, 1154 nucleotides long. RefSeq names its product RNA recognition motif domain-containing protein. NCBI's taxonomy places the organism in Eukaryota, Fungi, Ascomycota, Eurotiomycetes, Eurotiales, Aspergillaceae. The transcript has 4 exons. The record is from RefSeq and is a predicted model, not a curated record. Gene Ontology annotation, biological process: positive regulation of mRNA splicing, via spliceosome. Gene Ontology annotation, cellular component: spliceosomal complex. Bases 120 to 1154 code for a protein of 344 amino acids. Gene Ontology annotation, molecular function: RNA binding.